Cavia porcellus (domestic guinea pig) is the source of this 1258-nucleotide messenger RNA. RefSeq names its product transcription elongation factor A2 (gene Tcea2). The transcript has 10 exons. Lineage: Eukaryota; Metazoa; Chordata; Mammalia; Rodentia; Caviidae. Gene Ontology annotation, biological process: transcription elongation by RNA polymerase II; DNA-templated transcription. The record is from RefSeq and is a predicted model, not a curated record. Gene Ontology annotation, cellular component: nucleus. Bases 136 to 1092 code for a protein of 318 amino acids. Gene Ontology annotation, molecular function: nucleic acid binding; zinc ion binding.
CGUCCCAGGAUACAGCGCGCAGUCGCGGGUGGGGGUUUGGGCUGAGGGUCUCGGCGGCUGCGGCGGUGGCGGCGGUGGCUGCUGGGGUCUGCUGGGGCUGCCGGCAGGACGGGCGCGGGCGCUGCCCCAGAGGCGAUGAUGGGCAAGGAGGAGGAGAUCGCGCGAAUCGCCCGGAGGCUGGACAAAAUGGUGACCAGGAAGAGCGCGCCAGACGCCAGUCAGUGUGGGCAGAUGGUAGAGAGGCUGGGAAGAGCCUGUGGCCUUUAUGAUGAGACCCCAGAGGAGGGCCAGCGCUGGCUGGCCUCUUGCUUGCCUGGCCUGAGCCUUGGAGGAGGGAGCCAUGGACCUGCUGCGGGAGCUGAAGGCCAUGCCUAUCACACUGCACCUGCUCCAGAUGUUUCUGAUGCUAAAACCAGGGAUCGAGGGAGGGACACAGCUCUACCCACAUCAUCCACAAAGAAUGCCUCAGAGGCCAUGGAUCCCAGCCGUAAGAGGCUGGAGCUGCCCAGAAUGCCAUCUACCCCAAGGAUCACCACGUUUCCUCCAGUGCCCAUUACUUGUAAUGCUGUACGUAACAAGUGCCGUGAGAUGCUAACCACUGCCCUGCAAACAGACCACGACCAUGUGGCAGUCGGUGCAGACUGUGAGCGUCUGUCGGCUCAGAUCGAGGAGUGCAUCUUCCGGGAUGUGGGAAACACAGACAUGAAGUACAAGAACCGAGUGAGGAGCCGCAUCUCCAACCUGAAGGAUGCCAAGAACCCAGAGCUUCGGAGAAACGUACUGUGUGGCACCAUAACUCCCCAGCAGAUUGCGGUGAUGACAUCGGAGGAGAUGGCAAGUGAUGAGCUAAAGGAGAUCCGUAAGGCCAUGACCAAGGAGGCCAUCCGGGAGCACCAGAUGGCCCGCACAGGUGGCACACAGACAGACUUGUUCACCUGUGGCAAGUGCAGAAAGAAGAACUGCACCUACACACAGGUGCAGACCCGCAGUUCUGAUGAGCCCAUGACCACCUUCGUUGUCUGCAAUGAGUGUGGCAACCGCUGGAAGGGCCACAGUUGGAUGCCUCUCCCUGCCUUCCUGCAGUUCUGCUAAGCCCUCAUGCAGAUGUGCUGCAGCCCCAGGCCAGGCCAUGGCCUCCCACAUUCCUGGACACAGCUUCUCUGGAGACCCCCAGAAGGUGGCAUGCUUGCUCUAGCUUGCCUGCUUGGCAUGUACUGUUCUGCCUUUUGCCCUUAUUAUUAAAUGUUUUGUUUUGCCA